Molecule: messenger RNA, 1269 nt
Organism: Camelina sativa (false flax)
Lineage: Eukaryota; Viridiplantae; Streptophyta; Magnoliopsida; Brassicales; Brassicaceae
Source: RefSeq, a predicted model, not a curated record
AUGUCGUCAGCUAUGGAUAAAGCUCUUAUGGCGAUGUCUCUAGAAGAAGAUAUUGAGAGUGCUCUUGUUCGUGCGAAUCGGAAACAAGCUCGAUCGAAGGCUUCUACAAGUUCUGCUGGUCGCAAAUCAACACGAUCCACCUCUGAUGUCAAUGAUUCUUCUCCGAUCUCACCACCAGUGACCGAUUCUCAGGAAAAGAACUAUGAUGACUGGAGUUAUGCGAUGCGUAUUUCACUAGAUGCAAAGAAUAAGAUAAAAUUUAUCGAUGGUUCUUUGCCUAGGCCUCUUGUUACAGAUCCAAACUUUGAUCUAUGGUCUAGAUGUAACAGUAUGGUCAAAGCAUGGUUGCUUAACUCUGUUUCUCCUCGGAUUUAUCGUAGCAUACUGCGUAUGAACGAUGCUACAGAUAUAUGGCGUGAUCUCUAUGGUCGUUAUCAUUUGACAAACCUUCCACGCACAGAUAAUAUUACUCAGGAGAUUCAGGAUCUGCGUCAAGGUUCUUUGUCCUUGUCAGAGUAUUAUACUCGUUUGAAGACGCUGUGGGAUCAACUUGAUGGUUCAGAGGAGCCGGAUGAUCCCUGUGUCUGUGGUAAAGCUGCUCGUCUGCAUUUGAAGGCAGAGAGAGCUAAGACAAUUAAGUUCUUGGCUGGUUUAAAUGAAUCCUAUGCUAUCGAUGAUAGUCAGAAGGUUUUCACUACUGUCACUCCACCUACUGCUUUUCAAGUCUCUCAAUCACCUUCGGUUCCUGCUCUCUCUCCUGCUCCUGAUAUAUUAUAUGUUCAGAAUGGUCCAAACAAGGGUAGACCAAUUUGUUCUUUUUGCAACAGAGUGGGACAUAUUGCAGAACGUUGUUGUCGUAAACAUGGCUUUCCACCGGGAUUCACUCCAAAAGGGAAGUUUGGUGAGAAAACUCAUAAACCUCAAGGUGUACAACCCGUUGCUGCUCAAGUUUCUUUGUCUCCUAUGCCAGAGAAGCAGUCGAUUGAAGGCAUGAUUGGUAAUCUCUCUAAAGACCAACUCCAGAACAUCAUUGCCCUUUUCAGUUCACAGCUUCAAUCCUCGACUCCAGUUGUUACUCCAGCUGCAGCAAGUAAUUCCCAAUCGGCUUUAGAUCACCCUGGUAUCUCUUUCUCUAACACAGUUUACUCUUUUAUUGGCAUAUUGGCGGUUUCUAAACACAUUUUGUCAAAUGGCACAUGGGUGAUUGAUUCUGGUGCAAGUGUGCAACUCACCAUGUGUCACAUGAGAAAGAUGUUUUUGUCUCUUUAG